This is a messenger RNA of Guyanagaster necrorhizus, 3554 nucleotides long. RefSeq lists its product as uncharacterized. The coding region runs from base 396 to 3260 and encodes 954 amino acids. The transcript has 3 exons. The record is from RefSeq and is a predicted model, not a curated record. Lineage: Eukaryota; Fungi; Basidiomycota; Agaricomycetes; Agaricales; Physalacriaceae.
UUCAAGAGGAAAGCCUAAAAGGGCCAGAGACCCAAUUAUCCGCUGACCUGGACGCUACACUUUAUUACUCUAGAGCACGACAGCGACAGUAUCGGUGGGUAGAUAGGGCAUGACUACGGAGUAUCAGGAUCUGUCGUAGUGACUGAUCUGGUGGUUUCGUGGGCCCGUUUCGUAACAGUCAAAUCACCUCUGUCCUCUGCAACAGUGUCCUUACUCUACCUCCAAGGCUCCUGUUACCAUUCUUUUCUCCUUCAUCUCUCUCUUUCUGUUGUCCAGAACAAUAACGGUCGGUCUCUCCGCCAACUUUUAGACUGUCGCGGUGAGCCUCCGUCUAUCCAGGGCUCAAGGAACCUGUCCAUACCAGCCAUUCCUUGUCAUCCUUUAUCGUCGCCUUAAUGGAGGAACGGGUCCGUGUUGCACCGUAUAACAUGGCUGGUGACUGGCAGAGUCCGCAGCCUACAGCAGGAUCGUCCAUGUUUUCCGCUACCACUACCACUACCAUUUCCCAGCGACGUCGCUCUUCAGCUGCUCAUACUCGUCCUGCGGGCCCACCUCCAAAUCUUCCAAUUCCCAGUCUUCCCGACAUCACCAAUGACCGUCCAGGCCAUUCUUCUACCAUAGUACGACCUUCAACGGGAUCAGAUGACUCUCAGCGACACACGAAUGGCGUCAACCGUGGCACACGCUCAGCCUCUUUUGCGAGACAGGGCCCAUCCCCAUCGCUAGCGGCAGUCGCUGCUUUCCCUCAUCACUCAGUUUUCACUGCACAGUCAUCUGCUUCUUUGUCCGUCGACGAUCUGUCAGACUCCCCACCUCCAUCAAUACUGCCCCCUUCGUCUUCACGUUUACAAGCACCGCCAUUGCCUCCAGAUGUGGACACGGAUCGCUUACUACCUCCAAUGGAAACUCGCUCAGAGCAUCGCCCACCAUCGUCUCGACGGGCACUGACAAGGGCGUUGGAGCUUGCUCGUGAGGCCGUACAGCUAGACUCCAAUAGCAAUAACCCCCAAGGCGCGGUCAUGGCGUAUGGCAGAAGCGUUGCACUUCUCAGCGAAGUCAUGGAUCGCGUCCGCAGAGGCGAGGAUACCACUGAGCCCAGACGACGAAAUGGAAGACGUAGAAGUAGUGUUGCGCAGGAAGAGGAGGUCCGAAGGCUGCAAAAAAUUCAUGACACGUAUGCUGAUCGCAUGAAUAUCCUUAGCGUCGUUUACAGCAUCCCUCCCUUACCCUAUACAACGGCGUCCAUAUAUUCGCCCAUCUCUGCGGAUUCCACACAACCGAAUUCUCCGACUAGCUCUGUUUCUCCCGUGUCCGAAACCUCAGACCAGAUACCUCAAGUUGAUUAUACCAUGAAUGAUACCCAUGUGGAAGACAAUAAUCCUCAGGUCGCCCCAGGUAUCUCCUUGUCGGACCACGUGAGUGCUCACGAAGGUAUAGAGGCUAUUGGCGCUGCUAUGUUCAUGGACCUUGCGAGCCCGGUCAGAUCUACGAUAUCAGGUCUUCCCGUUUCUUCAUCCCACCCAUAUGCCAACACCCAGUACGAUCCGCCUACACCCCACGGAGUUGCACCAUCUCUUCCAGCCCAGUCCACCACUCCAAACCGGAUGUCUAUGCAGCCUCGACGAUCAAGAGCAUCUUCGUCGGCCCUACCUCCAGCGCUACCGCCACCUCUUAAUUCUCCUCCUCUAGCUCCCACAACCGCCAAUGAAACACCACUUGACAUGCCCCUGCAUGGCUCACGGCAGUUUCUUGAUCCUGCAAUCAGACAGUGGGGUGACUCCGUUGGACAUAGACGAACAAGCUCAGGCAGUAAACUGGCUGCCCUGGAAGAGGAAACCGAAAAAUUUGAGCAUUCAGCGAUAGAAAUAUCAGGAGCUGAAGUGCGAACAAAUUCUCGGCUUAUUUUCGUGGAUACACGCACAGUCAAGAAUGAAUCUCCACCUUUGCCAGCCUUGCCUUCCCCAGCAUCAGGUUCACCCGGUACACCCCGCAACAACUCGUCUCCUCAAAUUCCCAGUAGUGUUGUCAUUCCUCGACAGAGAGGCUCCUCUCAAGCCCCUCGACCUGAGGUUGUUGUAAUCAAUCCCACCAUUCAUCAGAGUACAAUCUCGCAGCGACGCCUAAAGACAUCAGUACCACCCACUCCGAGAUCUUCCUCCCCGUCCGAGUCUGUUGUCUCAGGCGGCUCCCAUCCCCGAUCUGUGGCUUCCUCCUUGCCAAGUUCAGGAGCGUCGCUUAGUGGUGUAGGUCGAACGCGCUCUUCGUCUCAACCCGGUCGACGCCCGUCUUUGAUAGGCGGUCGAAUAUCACCUCCAGAACAGCGACCUCCACUUCCUUCAACCACUGUCACCAAUAUAAAUAUAAACGGUGCUGCGUCCGCUCUGCGCAAGACAUCGUUUCCCUCCAAACUGAAUCCAAAUGCCCAGAUUCAAUUAACAGUACAAACUGACCUACCUUCCAUGUCCAUUAAUCCUCCCCUUAUGCCUCCUCCCGCCGUUAUUUCUAGUGUUCUCCCCAUCACCCCUAUAUCACCAUUACCUGCAGCAGCACCGGCAGAUCCAUUACGAAAGCCCUACCAUCUCAUGAAUUUACUUCGUACAACCAUGACUUCCACCACAGGUGGAUAUAUAACGCGUCGCUUACAUGUUCCGCAGGAAGUAUGGUCCCAGGGUGGUGCCAAAUUGAGUAACCUUCCAGAGAAGGUGCGCGUGGUUGGCAUUCUGUGUUCAGCCCUAGAAGAUCUACAAAAUAGCAGCUCCGAACACUUUGGUGCAGGGAAUGUAAGCAGUGGUAUGGGUCUAGGAAUCGGAAGCAUAGGCAGGAAGGAAGGGGAGGCCUGGAUAUCGAAGCUAGAAGACUUUUCGACCAUGUGUGAUGGUGUCGUAGCCAACUUUGGGAAGAAACUUGGCGUCGGGGAAGGUUUUGUGUUAAAGAAGACUACCUGGGGGGACAAACUUGGGCGGCGUUUCGACAAAUAUAUCAAUGGCAAGAAUUUGGAUUCGCCCGCUGCAUAUGUGCAAGGGUUGCGGAAAUUGUUCCUGCAUGCUCAGUUGCUCGACGAGCAUACUAAAGCCAUCAGUUGUCAGCCGGUGGCGCCUGCAUACGCAGCCUUCCCUGCUGACAUCCGCACUGCUGCUGAUAUAAAGCUAAGGCGGUCGUCGGAGUUCUUCGCCAGUGUCGUGCUCACAUUCGUCAUCCGCGAUUUAUCUCAACUUCUGGACAAAUAUGCCAAGAAGUGUGAAAAGUGGCUAGCAGAGUAGCGGCGCGCUCCUACAGUUAAAAAAUUCGUCUUUCUUUUUGGAUCCUCUCCUGAUGUGCUUCUUGGAUGUGCCAAUUGCUCCCCAGUCCGAGGGUCUCAGAAGGUCCUGUGCGAUUGUACUAUCGACGGUGAAACCUUUGUCCACUUAUAUCUGUGCUACAUAUUGUAUUACUGGAAAAGUGUCAGUUCUGGAUAGUAAGAGGGUAUGUUGUGGAGUAUUAUUUUGUAUUUUAUACGCGUCUCGUACAUGCAUUAGCUAUAGUUACCUUCGUCACUUCGACUUCUGCCUUUAUUU